AUGGCGCUGCCGCCCUUCUUCGCCCCCGGCCGCCCGGGCCCGCCGCCCCCGGCCCCUUUCGGCUGCCCGCCGCCGCCGCUGCCCGCUCCGGCUUUCCCGCCGCCGCCGCCGCUGCCAAUGCCGCAGCGGCCCGGCCCCUUCCUGCAGCCCCCGGCCGAGGCCUUCUACCCCGCGCCGUUGCCGCCGCCCCUGCAGCCGCCUCCGCCCCAGUGCCGGCCGCCGCCGGGCAGUGACCCCGGGGAGCCGCCCUGGAGCCCGCGCUGGCCCGAAGCGCCGCCGCCGCCCGACCCGCCGCCGGGGGACGAGAUCCUGCAGCGGCUGCACGAGCGGCUGCGCGACCGGCAGUGGCUGGAGGCGGCCUUCGGGGCCUCGCGGCGGGCGGCCGGCCCCAAGCCCCCCCGGGCGCCCCCGGGACCCAGCCUGGGCGAGGUGCGCGCGCGUCUCGGCGGGGCCCUGCGCCUGGCGCGGCGGCUGCGCGGCCUGAGCCGGGCCCUGCGCGAGGCGGAGGCGGACGGGCCGGCGUGGGCGCGGCUGCACGCCGAGGCCGCCCCGCUGCGCGCCGAGCUGGCCGAGCGCCUGCAGCCGCUCACUCAGGCCGCCUACCUGGGCGACGCGCGCCGGCGGCUCGAGCGGGUCCGGCGCCGCCGCCUGCGGCUCCGCGAGCGCGCCCGGGAGCGCCGGGCCGAGCGGGAGGCGGAAAGCGCCCGCGCCGUGGAGCGCGAGCGCGAGAUCGACCGCUGGCGGGUCAAGUGCGUGCAGGAGGUGGAGGAGAAGCAGCGGGAGCAGGAACUUAAAGCUGCUGCUGAUGGCGUCUUGUCAGAAGUGAGGAAGAAACAAGCAGACACCAAAAGGAUGGUGGAUAUUCUUCGGGCCCUGGAGAAAUUGAGGAAACUCAGAAAAGAGGCUGCAGCAAGGAAAGGGGUUUGUCCUCCAGCCUCAGCUGAUGAGACUUUUGAGCAUCAUCUUCAGCGACUGAGAAAACUUAUGAAGAAGCGCUCUGAACUAUAUGAAGCAGAGGAAAGAGCCCUCAGAGUGAUGUUGGAAGGAGAACAGGAAGAAGAGAGGAAAAGAGAGUUAGAAAAGAAACAGAGAAAAGAGAAAGAAAAAAUUUUACUUCAGAAGCGUGAAAUUGAGUCCAAAUUAUUUGGGGAUCCAGAUGAAUUCCCACUUGCUCACCUCUUACAGCCUUUUCGACAGUAUUACCUUCAAGCAGAGCACUCCCUGCCUGCGCUCAUUCAGAUAAGACAUGACUGGGAUCAGUACCUGGUGCCAGCGGAUCACCCCAAAGGCCACUCUGUUCCGCAAGGAUGGGUUCUUCCUCCUCCUCCCAGCAAUGACAUAUGGGCCACCGCCGUUAAGCUGCAUUAGUCAAGAUGCUCCUGGAGUGAGUCCAGCCCUGAGUUACCCAGGCUGCAUUGUUACUGUGGACUAAACAACU
Molecule: messenger RNA, 1438 nt
Organism: Suncus etruscus (white-toothed pygmy shrew)
Lineage: Eukaryota; Metazoa; Chordata; Mammalia; Eulipotyphla; Soricidae
Gene: PDCD7
Product: programmed cell death 7
Exons: 5
Coding region: 1-1368 (455 amino acids)
Source: RefSeq, a predicted model, not a curated record